CAGGCACAGCCUCUCGCGUCACCUAGGCACCUAGCAAGCAAGAAGCACUCGGGAGCACUUGCUUCCUGCGCUCUUCCACUCCGACAGUCCGACGAGGAAGAAGAGAUUCGAUUCGAGGGAGGGAGGGAGGGAGCUCGUUGUCUCAGUUGGCCAUGGCACCCGCGCCGCACAACGGACUGAACAACAACCACCCGGUCGCGCCCAUGGAUGUGUCGGUGGAGGCCGGGAACGCCGGAGCCGCCGAGUGGCUAGACGACGACGGCCGGCCGCGCCGCAGUGGCACGUUCUGGACGGCCAGCGCGCACAUCAUCACCGCCGUCAUCGGCUCGGGAGUCCUCUCCCUGGCGUGGGCCAUCGCGCAGCUGGGCUGGGUGGCCGGCCCCGCCGCCAUGCUCCUCUUCGCCUUCGUCACCUACUACACGGCGGCGCUGCUCGCCGAGUGCUACCGCACGGGCCACCCGGAGACGGGCAAGCGCAACUACACCUACAUGGACGCCGUGCGCUCCAACCUCGGCGGCGUCAAGGUCGUCUUCUGCGGCGUCAUACAGUACGCCAACCUCGUCGGCGUCGCCAUCGGCUACACCAUCGCGUCGGCCAUCAGCAUGAAGGCCGUCAGGAGGGCCGGGUGCUUCCACGCCCACGGGCAUGCGGACCCCUGCAAGAGCUCCAGCACCCCGUACAUGGUCCUGUUCGGCGGUGUCCAGAUUCUCUUCUCGCAGAUACCGGACUUCGAUCAGAUUUGGUGGCUCUCCAUUGUCGCCGCCGUCAUGUCCUUCACUUACUCUUCCAUCGGACUCUCCCUCGGCAUCGCACAGACCGUCUCCAAUGGUGGGUUCAAGGGCAGCCUCACUGGCAUCAGUAUUGGCGCCGGCGUCACCUCCACGCAGAAGAUCUGGCACACGCUCCAGGCGUUCGGCGACAUCGCGUUCGCCUACUCCUUCUCCAACAUCCUCAUCGAGAUCCAAGAUACGAUCAAGGCGCCGCCACCGUCGGAGUCGAAGGUGAUGCAGAAGGCGACGCGGCUGAGCGUGGCGACCACGACAGUAUUCUACAUGCUGUGCGGGUGCAUGGGGUACGCGGCGUUCGGCGACAACGCGCCGGACAACCUCCUCACCGGCUUCGGCUUCUACGAGCCCUUCUGGCUGCUCGACGUCGCCAACGUGGCCAUCGUCGUGCACCUGGUCGGCGCCUACCAGGUGUUCUGCCAGCCCAUCUUCGCCUUCGUGGAGCGCCGCGCCGCCGCGGCCUGGCCGGACAGCGCCUUCGUCUCCCGGGAGCUCCGCGUGGGUCCCUUCUCCCUCAGCGUGUUCCGCCUGACGUGGCGGUCCGCGUUCGUGUGCGUCACCACCGUCGUCGCCAUGCUGCUGCCGUUCUUCGGCGACGUGGUGGGGCUCCUCGGCGCCGUCUCCUUCUGGCCGCUCACCGUCUACUUCCCCGUCGAAAUGUACAUCAAGCAGCUCCGCGUGCCCCGCGGCAGCACCAAGUGGAUCUGCCUCCAGACGCUCAGCGUCAGCUGUCUCCUUGUCUCCGUCGCCGCUGCAGCAGGAUCCAUUGCCGAUGUCAUCGCCGCCCUCAAGGUCUACAAGCCGUUCAGCGGUUAGCUUCGCAGGCAGAAGGUGGGAGGGAUAUAUGCAAAAACGAUUGCGGAUACUGUACUGCUCCAUUAGUUGGCAGGAUCUAGCAAUUAGGUCUUAUACUUUUUUGAGAUGAGAUGAUGAAUUAGGUAUAAUCUGCUAUACUUUUUUGCC
Molecule: messenger RNA, 1748 nt
Organism: Zea mays
Lineage: Eukaryota; Viridiplantae; Streptophyta; Magnoliopsida; Poales; Poaceae
Product: Amino acid permease 2
Exons: 3
Coding region: 153-1601 (482 amino acids)
Source: RefSeq, marked provisional